AUGGACGGGCCCUUGGCAUGGGAGCUCGGGCCCUGCAAAUACAGGGUGGGGAGAGUGGUGCCCAGCGACUCGGGAGCUAAGUGGCAGAAGCGGUCGCAGAGGCCAAGGAGGACUGGGAGGUUAGCAGGCGCUGGCACCGACCGGAAGUGGUGGGCCCCGCCCCCUCCGCACGAUCACAUGACCCCAGAGCGCCGGAAAUACCCGCCCUCUGACGCCGGAAGCGAUGCCGUUGCUAAGCGACCGUUGCUAGGCGCGGGCGAGGCGGGAAGCUCGAGCGACGCUGCAGCUAUGGCGCCCGGUAGCGGUUCGCGCAGGCCGCGGGGUGGGGUCCCUGGUGGUGGGGGGUCCCGGGUCCGGUCCGGGACUCACUCCAUGCACGCCCGGCCCGCAGCAGCUUGGCAGCAGCCGUUCCUCAACGUCUUCCGGCACUUCCGGGUGGACGAGUGGAAGCGGGCCGCGAGGGAGGGCGACGUGGCGGCCGUGGCGGACCAGACCCUGCGCUGCCGCGUCUACCGGAUCCGCGGCGCCGCGUCCGCCAGCAACUACCUGCAGCUGCCGCCGACGGGCUCGCAGUCGCUCGGCCUCACGGGCCGCUACGUCUACGUGCUCUUCCGGCCGCUGCCCGACAAGCACUUCGUCAUCCACCUGGACGUGGCCACCGACCACGCCCAGGUGAUCCGAGUGUCUUUCUCCAACCUCUUCAAGGAGUUCAAGUCCACGGCCACAUGGCUGCAGUUCCCCUUGGUGUAUGGAACCUCCACUGUGGGGGAAGGUGGCGUGGGGCUGGCCCCUUGCCAAUGUCGCUGGACCUGCCUACAGGUGGACCUGCAGGAUACCCUUCUCAUCUACCUCAGCCAGCGCUACAGUCACCUCAGGGGCAUGCGGCUGUGCGCCAGCCUGCUGGUCAGGAGCGUCUACACCAGUGACCUCAGCUUCAACCCCACCAUCACCGUCGCCGAGGCCCGGCGUUCCAAGCUGUCUGUCACCCCCGUGCCGCGAGAAAUGGCGUUCCCAGUGCCCAAGGGGAAGAGCUGGAGUGACCUGUACCUCCACAUCCGGUGGGCACCUCUCCCCUGCCCCGUGCCAGUCCGUUGUCUGCCCAGACUGACUGCUAUGUCCCACCCAGGUUUCCCGCUGUCAGCACGAGUGCAACCUCCCCACAGUGCCAGAAGGACUCACCCACUCCUGAGACAGCAGAUUGGCGGCACUGUCUGUGCCCUGGCCUGUAGCCCCCAACCCCUAGUCUGCAAGGCGAGUUCUCUGCUCUUCCCUGUUGCAGGGUCCCAGGAUGCACGGUCGUGGCGGCGCCCUCACACAACAGUCCUGAGCAGGCCCACUCAGCAGUUCCACCGGGCACAUAGGUCCCCAAAGCCCAACCUGAGGGUGGCAGGCAGCAGUAUCCCGCCAUUUGCCAACCCCUCAGCAGCGGACCCUGUGGCACAGCCCAAGAGAUUCCUCCCGGAUCCCAUCCUGAGGCUCAAAGGCAUCAUUGGCUUUGGAGGCUCUAGUGCGAGAUGGGCCCUGUGGACCCGGGACGGAACAAGCAUCCUUUAUCCCUGCCAUGCUGUCAUUGUGCUCCUCCACAUCCGCAGCCUUGAGCAACGCUUCUUCCUUGGCCACACAGAUGAGGUCUCUGCCCUGGCCCUGGAUGGGAAGAACCGGCUCCUGGUUUCGGCUCAGGUGCGACCCUCCAGUAUGCUACGUCUUUGGGACUUGUGCAGUGGCCAGUGCCUGUCCCUACUGCGCUGCCCAGUCCCCACCAUCUGCUCACUCAGCCUCUCGGACAGUGGGGCUCUUCUGUGUGGUGUGGGCAAGGACCAUCAUGGGCGGACAGUGGUGGUUGCCUGGGGCACCGAGCAGGUUGGGUACGGCGGGGAGGUAGCCAUUCUGGCCAAGGCGCACACUGAUGUGGACAUCCAGGCUUUUGUGGUUUCCGGCCACGACGAGACCAGGAUGGCCUCAUGUGGGCGGGGCAGUGUGAGGCUCUGGAGACUUCGGGGCGGGGUGCUGCGCUCAUGUCCUGUGGACCUGGGGGAAUACCAUGCCCUGGACUUCACUGACCUGGACUUUGCAAAGGCCCAGGACCACACACUCUACGCCUGUAGCCGCAGCGGCCACGUUCUAGAGUUGGACUCCCAGUGCUUGGCUGUGCGACAUGCUCGCCGUUUGCUGCCUGCCCAGGCCCCCAGCAGUCCCGUCACACAGAAGUGGGCCUCUGGCUCAGGUCCCAUUGCCAUCAGCAGCCUCAGCGUCUCCCAGACCCUGUGUGCAGUGGGCUCUGAGGAUGGCCACUUGCGCCUCUGGCCCCUGGACUUCUCGACUGUGCUGUUGGAGACAGGACAUGAAGGCCCCAUUGCUGCUGUCCGUGUGAGCCCGGAUGGCCGGUGUGUGCUGUCCACCACCUCGUCAGGCCUCCUGGGAUUUCUGGACGUGGAGGCCCAGGAGUACUGUGUGUUAAUGCGUGCCCACACCAGCCCCGUGCUGGGCCUGGCUACCAAGAACAGUCACAGGCAGCUUGCCACCGUGGGUCUGGACCGCACAGUCCGUGUCUGGGACUUGAGUACACUGCAGCAGCUGUAUGACCUGAUGUCCCCUGAGGAUGCGCCCUGUAUUGUCGCCUUCCACCCCACACAGCCGCUCCUCUUCUGCGGCUUCAGCAGUGGAGCCAUGCGGGCCUGCAACCUGGACACAUCUGAGGUGCUGCUGGAGCUCAGGUGUCACAGAGAAGCCAUCACUGGCCUGGCCACCAGCCCCGACGGUCAUUUCCUAUUCAGUAGCUGUUCCCAGGGCAUCCUGGCUCAGUACCGCUGUGCAGCCACCCAGUGCCAGGUGCUGCGUGUGGCAGCUGACAUGGUGUGGCAGGAGGCCUGUGGGAGCUCCCUGGCUGUUAGCUCGGACAGCCGCCUGCUGGCAUUUGUGGGUCCCUCUGGGCACACAGUGACUGUAGCAGACACGGCCUCACUGGAGCAGCUGCUACAGGUGGACCUCCGUGCCUCAGCCCUAGGCAGCAGCCGUGUAGACUUUGCUGUGGCCAUCUGCUUUGGGCCUGCUCCCCCAGGCCACUUGCUGGUGUCCACAUCAUCCGCUUUAGUCCUGGUGCUGGAUGCCAUGUCUGGCCAUGUGGUCCAGGAGCUCUCUGGGAUGCAGCCCCCAGCCUGCCCAUCCCUGGCGCUUAGUGCAGAUGGGCGCUUGCUGCUCAUGGCAGCUGACCAGGCCAUCAAGGUGUGGGACUGCUGGGCACAGGCCAGGCCCCGCUGCCAGGUGUUCAUUGGCCACUCGGCACCCGUGCGGGCUGUGGCCUUCACUCCCGACCACCAGCAGGUCCUCAGCGUGGGGGACGCCAUCUUCCUCUGGGACGUGCUGGCUUCUGAGGUGGCCCCACAAAGUGCCCAGAGCUUGCCUGCUGCUCCUGAGCCCUGUGAGACUGGGCCAGUGCAGCUGGAGGGCACCAAGUCUAAGUCCAGUGAGUGGCCCUGUGCGCAGACCCCAGUCUGUGGCCACAGUGUGGGCCUGGCCAGGCUGAGGGGCAGCCCAGAGGCUCCUGGCCCAUCUCUGCCCCUGCCCCAAGAUGUCACAUCAGCCUGGGACCACAAGGAAGUCUGUGAGAAAAACCCAGAUCUCAGGGUGCUGGGCCAAGCCUCAGGCCACCCGGUGCUGCUGGGGAGGGAGGCCGGCAUGUCUGCAGAUGGAGCUUGGGGAGCUGGAGAGCCCCCGAAGUUUGGGGAGUCUCUCGGCCCCCACAGCUGGCUGAGGGCCCAGCAUGUGGAGGCGCCUCACCCUGAUGCCCGUAGACACUUCACUGCCCACUGCAAGUGUGUAUCCUGGCCCCCUGCUGGUGGAGAAGGGCUGCACCUGAAGGCUGUGGUGGGCUACAGUGGCAGUGGGCGGGCCAACUUGGUCUGGAGGCCUGACACGGGCUUUUUUGCCUACACAAGUGGCCGUCUACUGGUGGUGGAGGACCUGCACUCCGGCACCCAGCACCACUGGCUUGGCCAUGCUGAUGAGGUGUCCACACUGGCCCUUAGCCACAGUGCCCAGCUCCUCGCCUCUGCCUCGGGCCACGCGCCUGGCCACACCAACGGCCAUGGCCAGAUACACCUCUGGAAUGUGCCUGGGGGCUCCUGCCAGCAUCUCAUCAGGCAUCAGGACGCCUGGGUGCGGGCACUGGCCUUCUCGCCCGAUGACCAGCUGCUCAUCUCACUGGGGGACUCUGCUGACUGCAGUCUGGCCAUGUGGAGAGUGGCCACAGCGGAGCUGCUGGUAUCCUUGCGCCUCCCAGAGCCUGCACUUGAUGUGGCCUUCAGCCCCUGGGAUGCCGGCCAGCUGGCCUGUGUGGGCCAGGGAGGCCUCAGCUUCUGGCUCCUGCCACGGCAUGGGGCUGGCCUGGCCCUCCAGGCACACCGAGAACCCCUGCCCCAGGGGGUGGAGGCAGCCGCACUGACCUCACUGUGCUUCGGGGCUGUGCCCCUGCUGUUCUGUGGCUCCAGUGCCGGCCACGUCUGCGUGUGGGAUACAUGCACUCGCAGUUGCAUCCUGGCCUGGCAGGCAGAUGAUGGGGCAAUCGGGCUGCUGCUGUGCUCGGGCCCCUGGUUGGUCAGUGGCAGUGACACACGGUGGUUGCGCCUCUGGGCUGUGGGAGCCAUUCCGGAGCUGAGACGCACGGGGUCGGCUGCAGGUGCCAGCUCUGUGGUGAUGGAGCAGGAGCUGAGUCUAGAUGGAGCCGUGGUCAGUGCUGUCUUCCAUGAGAGCAUGGACAUGGGGGUUGUGGGCACCACAGCGGGCACCGUCUGGUUUGUCAGCUGGGCCCAAGGCACUAGCACUCGCCUCAUCAGUGGCCACUAUAGCCAGGUCAACGAGGUGGCCUUUAGCCCCAGUGAGGCCCACUGUGCCACCUGCAGUGAUGAUGGCAGCGUGCGCGUGUGGUCCCUCACCAGCCUCGAGCUGCUGGUCCAGUUCCAGGUCCGGAAUCAGCAAUGCCUCUGUGUGACUUGGAGCCCUGCAUCCUGUGGCCGGGCAGAGCAGCAGCGGGUAGCUGCGGGGUACAGCGAUGGCACCCUGCGUGUCUUCAGCAUCUCCCGCACCGCGAUGGAGUUGAGGGUGCAGCCACACUCGGAUGCACUGACAGCUAUUGCCUUCUCGGCUGAUGGUCAAUCCAUCCUCUCGGGAGACCGAAGUGGAUAUGUGGCUGUGAGCCGCCUGAACACCGGGGUCACCCUGCGUGUGCUGAGUGACCACCAUGGUGCCCCCAUCUGCACCUUACAGAGCACCAGCAAAGAGUAUGAAGACUUCGGGGUAAAGGGGAUGGACCUGUGGCUGGCUGCUAGCGGGGACCAGCGGGUCAGCGUCUGGGCUUCCAACUGGCUGCGGGACCACUGUGAGCUUGUGGAUUGGCUCAGCUUCCCAGCACCCACCCUGGAGGGGCCUGAUGACUCACCACCAUCCUUGGCUGCCUUCUGCCCCUGGGACCAGGCACUGCUGGUGUGUGCAGGCCUUGGACUGCACCGGGAACUUGCCUUCUACAGCCUCCACUGGAAGAAAGUGGUGAAGACUAUCUCACUACCAGCUUUUGCCUUGUCUUUGAGCCUGUCCUCCAGCCUCCACCUCGCGGCCAUUGGCUUUGCCGAUAGAGUGUUGCGCCUGGUGGACUGCAGGUCAGGGGCCGCCCAGGACUUUGCCGCUCACAAGGACACUGUGCAGCUGUGCCGGUUCUCGCCAUCUGCCCACCUGCUCUUCUCUGCAGCUCAUAGCGAGAUCUUGGUGUGGGAGGUUGUGCCCACCGCCUUGUCCUUGGGCUAG
Suncus etruscus (white-toothed pygmy shrew) is the source of this 5796-nucleotide messenger RNA. RefSeq names its product WD repeat domain 90 (gene WDR90). Gene Ontology annotation, molecular function: protein binding. The record is from RefSeq and is a predicted model, not a curated record. NCBI's taxonomy places the organism in Eukaryota, Metazoa, Chordata, Mammalia, Eulipotyphla, Soricidae. Bases 1 to 5796 code for a protein of 1931 amino acids. The transcript has 41 exons. Gene Ontology annotation, cellular component: centriole.